Acanthosepion pharaonis is the source of this 1071-nucleotide messenger RNA. The record is from the annotation of a GenBank genome assembly. NCBI's taxonomy places the organism in Eukaryota, Metazoa, Mollusca, Cephalopoda, Sepiida, Sepiidae.
AUGCAGGCAUUACCGUCCACAUUAACCGACGAACCGACUGAAAACAGUGCCUCUAAGAGGGUCACGUCCAGUCCAUUUCGUAGAAAAAGAGAGGUCCUUAAAAAUCAAUCUUCCCUUCUUGCUUCUUGUUUAUUCGUUCUUCUUUCUUUUUCUCUUCGUUUUAUUUUCUCUUUAACUUUUAUUUUUGUAUUCUUCAUUAGCAAUAAUUCUUCACCUUUUCUUCCUUUCCUUCUUCUUCUUCAUCUUCUUCUCCUCCUCCUUAUUAUUAUUAGUAGUAGUAGUAUUCGAUUCAUUAUCUUUUUGUAUCAUUUCUUCAUGCCCUUUCUUAUUCUUUUUCGUUUUCCUCUUCAUUUGCUUUGUCUCUUAAAAGGUUUUCUUGUCAUCUCAUUUUUUCUUCUUCUUCUUCUUCUUCUUCGUUUCUUAAACGUUUUUCUUGUCAUCUCAUUUCUUCUUCUUCUUCUUCUUCUUCUUCUUCUUCGUUUCUUAAAAGUUUUUCUUGUCAUCUCAUUUCUUCUUCUUCUUCUUCUUCUUCUUCGUUUCUUAAAAGUUUUUCUUGUCAUCUCAUUUCUUCUUCUUCUUCUUCUUCUUCUUCUUCUUCUUCGUUUCUUAAAAGGUUUUCUUGAUUUCUUUUCCUUUCAUUUCUUCUCUUUCAUCUUCUUUCUAGUUUUUCAAAAGUUUUCUUGUCCUCUCAAUUCUUCUUUUUCUUCGUUUCUUGAAAUGUUCUCUCGUUCUUUCAUUUCUUCCUCUUCUUCUUCGUUUCUUAAAAGGUUUUCCUAUCAUCUCAUUUCUUCUUCUUCGUUUGUUCAAAGAUUUCCUUUUCCUCCCAUUUCUUCGUUCUUAAUUAUAUCUUUUUUAUUUCUUAUUUUUCUUAUUUCUCUUUUACUUUUGUUUCUUCUUGAUUUCAUUUUCUUAUUUUUCGUUUCUUCUAUUCUAUAUCUCAUUCUCUCUCUUCUUUCAUUCCUCUUUUAUUCAACCCACAAGGAAAAAAAAAAAGAACGAUGCCUUUACCUACUUAGAAGACUGCCUCGAAGAAUGUUUCGAAACUGUAUUUCGCUUUGGGGAGACCGAUAA